GCUUCAGCCUCAUGAGUGCUGUGAUUACAGAUGAUAGCAUUUCUGCUGCAAGUACUUCUGAUGUUCAAGAUCGCCUAUCAGCUCUUGAGUUACGAGUUCAACAGCAAGAAGAUGAAAUCACUGUGCUGAAGGCAGCUUUGGCAGAUGUUUUGAGGCGUCUUGCAAUCUCUGAAGAUCAUGUGGCCUCAGUGAAAAAAUCAGUCCCAAGUAAAGGACAACCAAGUCUUCGAGAAGCUAUUUCUAUGUCCUGUAUAACCAAUGGAAGUGGUGCCAACAGAAAACCAACUCACACCAGUUCGGUCUCAAUUGCAAGAAAAGAAACUCUCUCAUCUGCUGCUAAAAGUGGUACAGAAAAAAAGAAAGAAAAACCACAAGGACAGAGAGAAAAAAAAGAGGAAUCUCAUUCUAAUGAUCACAGUCCACAAACUCGAGCAUCACCUUCUCCCCAGCCCUCUUCACAACCUCUCCAAAUACACAGACAAACUCCAGAAAGCAAGAACUCUGCUCCCACUAAAAGCAUAAAAAGACCACCAACAGCUGAAAAGUUACAUAAUUCAUGGGAAAAUCCAGAUGAUAGUCGUAAUAAAUUAUUGAAAACACCUUCAACGUCAAAAUUAAUAUCAAAAGUUUCAAAAAAUACAGACAAGCAUAAAGAUGUCAUCAUCAACCAAGAAGGAGACUAUAUUAAAAUGUUUAUGCGAGGUCGGCCAAUUACAAUGUUCAUUCCUUCUGAUGUUGACAACUAUGAUGACAUCAGAACGGAACUGCCUCCCGAGAAGCUCAAACUGGAGUGGGUAUACGGUUAUCGAGGGAAGGACUGUCGAGCUAACGUUUACCUUCUUCCCACGGGGGAGAUAGUUUAUUUCAUUGCAUCAGUAGUAGUACUAUUUAAUUAUGAAGAAAGAACGCAGCGACAUUACUUGGGUCAUACAGACUGUGUGAAAUGCCUUGCUAUACAUCCUGACAAAAUUAGGAUCGCAACUGGACAGAUAGCUGGAGUGGAUAAAGAUGGAAGGCCUCUGCAACCCCAUGUCAGAGUGUGGGAUUCUGUGAGUCUCUCCACACUGCAGAUUAUUGGACUUGGAACUUUUGAGCGUGGAGUGGGAUGCCUGGAUUUUUCAAAAGCAGACUCAGGAGUUCAUUUGUGUGUUAUUGAUGAUUCCAACGAGCAUAUGCUUACUGUGUGGGACUGGCAGAAAAAGUCAAAAGGAGCAGAAAUAAAGACAACAAAUGAAGUUGUUUUGGCUGUGGAGUUCCACCCAACAGAUGCAAAUACCAUAAUAACAUGUGGUAAAUCUCAUAUUUUUUUCUGGACUUGGAGUGGCAAUUCUCUAACAAGAAAACAGGGAAUUUUUGGGAAGUAUGAAAAACCAAAAUUUGUGCAGUGCUUAGCAUUCUUGGGGAAUGGAGAUGUCCUGACUGGAGACUCAGGCGGAGUCAUCCUAAUAUGGAGCAGGACUACUGUAGAGCCCACGCCCGGGAAAGGACCGAAAGGUGUGUAUCAAAUUAGCAAACAAAUCAAAGCCCAUGAUGGCAGUGUAUUCACACUUUGUCAGCUGAGAAAUGGGACCUUAUUAACUGGAGGAGGAAAAGACAGAAAAAUAAUUCUAUGGGAUCAUGGUCUGAAUCCUGAAAGAGAAAUAGAGGUCCCUGAUCAGUAUGGCACAAUCAGAGCUGUAGCAGAAGGAAAAGCAGAUCAGUUUUUAGUAGGCACAUCACGAAACUUUAUUUUACGAGGAACAUUUAAUGAUGGCUUCCAAAUAGAAGUACAGGGGCACACAGAUGAACUCUGGGGUCUUGCCACACAUCCCUUCAAAGAUUUGCUCUUGACAUGUGCUCAGGACAGGCAGGUGUGCAUGUGGCACUCAGUGGGGCAUAGGCUGGAAUGGACCAGGCUCUUGGAUGAACCAGGACACUGUGCAGAUUUCCAUCCAAGUGGCACGGUAGUGGCCAUAGGAACGCACUCAGGCAGGUGGUUUGUUCUGGAUGCGGAAACCAGAGAUCUAGUUUCUAUCCACACGGACGGGAAUGAGCAGCUCUCUGUGAUGCGCUAUUCAGUAGAUGGUACCUUCUUGGCUGUAGGAUCUCAUGACAACUUCAUUUACCUCUAUGUAGUUUCAGAAAAUGGAAGAAAAUAUAGCAGAUACGGAAAGUGCACUGGACAUUCCAGCUACAUCACACACCUUGACUGGUCCCCAGACAACAAGCAUAUAAUGUCUAAUUCAGGAGACUAUGAGAUAUUGUACUGGGACAUUGAAAACGGCUGCAAACUAAUCAGGAAUCGAUCAGAUUGUAAGGACAUUGAUUGGACAACAUAUACCUGUGUGCUAGGCUUUCAAGUCUUCGGUGUGUGGCCAGAAGGAUCUGAUGGGACAGACAUCAACGCACUGGUGCGAUCCCACAACAGAAAGGUGAUUGCUGUUGCUGAUGACUUUUGUAAAGUCCAUCUGUUUCAGUAUCCCUGCUCCAAAGCAAAGGCUCCCAGUCACAAGUACAGUGCACACAGCAGCCAUGUCACCAAUGUCAGUUUCACUCAUAAUGACAGUCACCUGAUUUCAACUGGUGGAAAAGACAUGAGCAUCAUUCAAUGGAAACUUGUGGAGAAGUUAUCCUUGCCUCAGAAUGAAAUUGUAGCAGAUACUACUUCAACAAAAGCCCUCACCUCUUCCAUCGAAGGUGUCAUCCAGGCUGACGCUUAUACACCAGCCCCUUCCCAGUCCUUACAUGAGAUAGCUGAAGAAGACAGUAGAGUGAGCAACUCUCCCACACUCCUGGAGAACAGCCUGGAGCAGACUGUGGCACCAAGUGAAGACCGCAGCGAGGAGCAGAGCGAGGGUGGCAGCGAAGAGCUCGGGGAGCCUGCUGAUGAGGGGCCGGCCAGUGAGGCGGGCGAGGAGCCGAGAGAGGACCAGCAGGAAGCCCCCGCGCAGCCCUGAGGCCCUGGCUUCAGCACAGCAUGGGAACCCUUCAGCAGCAUGGGGUUCCACGCAAGAGUCCAGAUAACGGGCCAGCCACUGACGGAGCCUUGCUGUGGACGGAGACUUUGUUUUCCACAUGGUCUCCUUCCUUCAGUAUCCUUUAGUCUUUCAGAUGCAGCCAACCUGAAGGUUCAGUUUGGUAUAUGUUGAGAGUUAACAAAACUUAAAAGGACUGAGGCAUUAAUUCUGUCUCAGAAAUCACUGUGCCUAUAAGUGGGAUGAUGUAAAUACUGGAAACAAAAGUAGUUUUUGAUUGAAGUAAACCCCCUUGUUAUCUGAACACCUUUUCUUCAGGAACCACCAGAGGCAUCGUACACAAUUACUCGUCUGCUGGCCUAGACGCCCCUGUUCGGAUGCAGAAAAAGAACCUGGAGCAGGAAUGUGCUCUUCCUGUGAUGUCUUCCCACCAAAGUCUAACGGAAAUUUCUUAAGAAAAACUUCAGUAUUGCCUUGUGCAAUGGUGUUGCCUUCUUGAGUAAUGACUUUUUACACUACCAGUAGAUGUGCAGAUGUGCUUGUUAGUCUACUACAUAGGUGCUGCCUUUUCUAAGUUAAAACAAGGAACAGUCCUUCAUUUCUGGUGUGCAAAUCUAUUUUAUCCUAGAAGAGCUCAUUGGUUGAAGAGCUUUUAAUGUAUAUUAAACCAUUGAUGCUCAGAAAUGUUGGAUUCCUCCAAAGAGUCCUUCUCUGGCUUAAACAUUUUCUGAUGUUUGGCGUUCGAGUGAAUGGAAGAAGAAAACCACAUGCCUUUACAACUAAGCUGCAGUAAUGACCUGGCUAAUUUUAGCUCAGCCUCCUUCAUUAUUUGUUCCCUCAACAGGAGAAAUAUGAACACAGUAAGUUUAAGCAACUGAAUUGGUGCUUGAAAUCCAUUUGUUUAAUUGUAAUUUUCUUACAAAUUAAUUAUAUGGAGGAAUAAGAUACUCAGCAAAUUGCAAAUUCUUUUUUUUAACAGAAGUGUGAAUAACAGUAAUUUUUUAUGAACUGCAUACUUCACAGAUUUUCUAUAUGUGGUGAUUUUUUUUCUGGUGAAGUUGCUACAAGCCUUGCAAAUUUAAUACGGCUCUGUCCAGUUUGGGGCCAUGCAUGUAUUUUGCUGCAUUGGGAAAUGGUUUUUGUUUUUGUUUUUUAUUUUUUUUUUAAGUUUUGUCAAACUAUGUUUUUCUUAUAUAUGUUUUUGUUUUUCCUACUUUAAGUACUGACAAAUAUGUAUUUCCUAUGUAUUUGUUUAUACUUUGACUACAAAUUUUUUUAUUUUUUAACUUGCUGCAGUGUUUUGAUACUUUUUUUUUAGUCUAAUCAUGUUUAGAAACUUUGGGCAAGUUCAGAAGUCUUAAGUAUGCAAGAGUUUACGUGAUUGUGCCAUUCCAAAGUGCAACAGAACUGUCAUUCCCUUCUAGUAUCUUCUCAGGAGUAACGCUUAUCAGGUAUUUCAUCAUCAUUUGGUAUAUGGAAACUGCAGUGAGCUCCCAAGGACACUUGCACCAUUUAUAGUCACACGUUGUGUGGAAGGGUGAGAGUGAGUGUGAAAGGGCAAGUGAAGACCCUCUGUCUGUGUGCACCUGUGGGUGAGAAGACACGUGCCACAGCGACACGCUCAGUGUAGAGCUCCAUGUAUAUAGGUAUAUGUCUGUGUAUAUCUCUUUCCUUUUGUUUACAACUAUUUUUUUAAACCUCAAAGUAGUUCUCUUCAAAAGAAGAUAGAUUCCAGGCAACCUGACUUUUCAGUAUGUUAUGUAUAUCGUUAGCAGAGAGCACCAGUGAGGAUCAGGCGUACAUGGCCACCUGUUAGCAGCAGUGCUGUUCCCUGCAAGCCAGCUACUCCGUGAACACGCAAGUCUGGGAGGAGAAAGCGUAUUCUUUUCAGUACCUGGAGGAUGCAGCUCUCCGUGAUAAACAGGGAAUUUGAGGACAUCACUUACCUUUGGGGUUGCCAUGUACAUGAGAUUUAUCAUAGUGAUACUCUUGAGUGGUGGUUUCCAAAGACACUACUAAUCCGCAGGAAGCGUUCCAGCUGUCUGAUGCUGGCAACUACUGUUUCAUGGUCAGUUAAAUCUGUGAGAACGGUUGGCAGUGGGUGGGAUUAUGAAAUUAUAGAUGUUUUUAGAAAAACAUGUGAAUGAAAACGAAUCCAGGUGUUUCAUGUGAAGAUGUUGAGCCAUUUCUAUCAUGCAUUCCUGUGUCAUGGCAGAAAAUUUUGAAGAUUAAAAAAUAAAAUAAUCAAAAUA
Molecule: messenger RNA, 5206 nt
Organism: Chinchilla lanigera (long-tailed chinchilla)
Lineage: Eukaryota; Metazoa; Chordata; Mammalia; Rodentia; Chinchillidae
Gene: Eml4
Product: echinoderm microtubule associated protein like 4
Exons: 23
Coding region: 12-2936 (974 amino acids)
Biological process (GO): microtubule cytoskeleton organization
Cellular component (GO): mitotic spindle
Molecular function (GO): microtubule binding
Source: RefSeq, a predicted model, not a curated record